Molecule: messenger RNA, 2629 nt
Organism: Patella vulgata (common limpet)
Lineage: Eukaryota; Metazoa; Mollusca; Gastropoda; Patellidae
Exons: 4
Coding region: 516-2360 (614 amino acids)
Source: RefSeq, a predicted model, not a curated record
GUUGGAAUUCGAUAUAAGAGUAGGUCGUAGUGCCGCUGUCCGGGCAAAAUUUCUCUCAUAGCACACUGUAUGGCGUAUGCCCGUCUUGAUUAGCCCAUUUCGGAGCUGUCCAACCUCGUGGGUUUUCUCCGGGUCCCAAAAUGACCUAGUUUGUGUCGAGUGGUUUUACUAUUACAAUAGUAUUUCCGACAAUAAACAUUCGUGUGUAUUUUCUAUUUUCCUUAGUUCAGUUGGAACAGUAAGGCGUUAAACACAAUUUUAUUUGUGUUGUUCUUCUCUCUACAGAUGGUAUCCCAUGGUAACACAAUGGAGCUCAGGCCUCUAUCUACGGAUAGUAUCCCAUGGUAAGACAACGGAGCUCGUGUCAUUAUUCCUUAUAGCUUCAUUAGCCGAGUAGGCAAAACAUUAGGACGUUAAACCCAAUUUCAUUUUAUUUAUACAUGUAGACUUUAAAUGAAUAUAGACGUUUAUGUGGGUUGUUCUUCUAUCUACAGAUUGUAUCCCAUGGUAACACAAUGGAACUCGUGAAACUAUUCCUUAUCAUUUCGCUAGGAAUUCCUAAUACCAAUGGUGGACCCAGUCCUAAAUUUACAUGGCCUCUAUGUGACAAGUCAUUGGGAUUUGAGGUGAUAGAGAAGCACGAUGGUAUUUAUCCAACAUCUACGGAUUGUUUUGAGUAUCAUAACGGACCGCAGUUCACAUCCACAACUACUACUAGAGCUUUACAUUUUAACGGUUGGUCAGCAUCGAGUUAUGUGGAGCUUAGUAUUCCAUCAGGCUUUAUUCCAGAAACAGAGUUUGGAAUAUCGCUAUACAUAUAUCCAGAGGAACUGCGUGGAACUUUAUUAUACUAUAAAGCAGAUUCAACAGCUGCUUCUGACGUCACGGAUGUGAUGCUUAGUGUGGAAAGCGACGGUAAAUUGCAUUUUGAGCUGAAGGACAGCUCUGGUACAAGUUUAAGUUCCAUAUCACAUGGCCCAGUUUCUAUAGAUUCAUGGACUCUAGUGCAGUUCGGAUAUUCACAGGAAAAUUCAAAGACAUAUCUUAACGUUGGUGGAUCCUCGGCACAAAAUGCCGGAAGUGGACAAUUCAAGACGGGCGGUACCAUGUAUUUUGGACGACGAAAUGACGCAACAGAACCGUAUCAUGGCAGCGUCACGUGUGUACUUAUGUUUGACAAGGCAGCGGAUUUCCCAACCACUUCUGAAACCAAUGACUACUGUGAAGAUCCUGAAGAAUGGGCAUCACGCCCACCAAUUACCCCUGAUUGCCAUUAUCCACCGACUCACAGUCCACCUCCUCAGAUCAUAACAGAAGCUGUCACGACACAAGACGCUCCUACCACCCAAAUAUCCACAGAAACUCCCACAACACAAGGUAUUCCCGCGCCUACUACCCAGAUAACAACUGAUGUUAUGACAACGUUGUCUCAAAGUACUCCAGUACACCUAUGGCCAUUAGACGACAAAGCUUUAACACAAGAAGUUAUAUCACAGCAACCUCCAUACUCUUCUGCACUAUCACUCUGCCCUAGAAUUCAAAGGAAUAAUUCAGUGUUCCCCUUUCCAAGUCUUUAUUUUGACGGGGCUUCAAUUUCUUACAUCAGAACAAAUUUAAAUCAAACAUUUUUACAAAGAAACUUUACAAUUGGACUGUUUUUGUGUCUGGACGAAAGAGAUAGUGGAACGGUUCUUUAUGUAAACGAUAACCAAGUGUCUGGAACAUCAAGGCUUAAGAUACAAACAAAUUGGAACAAUGUGACCGUAACAACAUCUAAUAUAGACGGAGCAAUAUGUGGUGAGGUUCUGGGUACCAACUUGGAAAUAAGGCAGUGGAAUACUUUGAUAGUAACCAGAAAUACAGCAACCGGAACUCUACAGCUGAAUAUAAAUGACGUCACUUCCUCUACGAACGAUAACUGUGCAACUGGUGAUACAAGUCAACCAUCUGAGAUAUAUAUUGGUACAGAUACAUGGAAGGAAGAUUCGUUCCGUGGUUAUUUACGAUGUUUAACGAUAUUUGACGAUGUUGUUGAUUCACCAGAUUUAGCAGGGGUUUGUCAAGCUACAACUGUAACAGCAUACUCUGCUCCAGCUCCACCGUGUCCAGCAAGAUCUGUGGAAACGGGAGUAUAUUUCAGAAAGUCAGCAACCAACAAAAAGCCAAAUGACGGUGUUAUAUACUCGACUGUUGAGGGUAACAAGAAACGCUGUGGUGGUCUAUGUUCUACUUUCAGUUUGUGCAGGUCGUUUGUAUUUGAAUUGCAGACAGGCACGUGUCAUCUCUAUGAUUAUGUAACAAAACAAGGAUUGGUGGAGGCCCCAGGAUAUUCAUAUUACACCAUCGUUGACAGAACUUGAUUCAAUAUGUAGUGAGGGUGGGAGAAAUGGGGUUUAACGUCUAAUCAACACAAACUAGGUUAUUUCGAGACUAACCUAUGAUUCAGUUUUAUUUCAAUACUUUGCUUGCGCGUAUGAGAAAACCUCAAGUGGUUGGACGGGCGACCAUACUCCUUGCCACCUACGUGUACAAACGAAAGAGAAAGAAAUGAAGUUAACGUCAACUCGACACAAACUAGGUCAUUUCGGGACUAACAUAUGGUUCAAUUUUAUUUCAAUAAUUCGCUUGC